CUUACACAAUCUAGUUGAUAUUGCGUAUCAGCUGAUACUUGUAAACAACGCAUCCUCUCCUUACAACCUCUCAGUUCAAUAGUUGGCUUCUACAUUUCAUCAUUAUGGAGGUCGACGAAGAUAUGGUGCAAAUAGAUGACACAGAAAGUGAGGUCAGCCGAGCCCCCAGCAAGCGCGGCAGGAAGCCAGGCAGGAAAACAGCCAAGUCCGACAUGAAAGUCAAACUUGAACGCAGCCGCCAGAGUGCGCGGGAGUGCAGGGCGCGCAAGAAGCUGCGCUACCAGUACCUCGAGGACCUCGCCAACGCCAGGGAGAAGGCGGUGCUCGCUCUCUAUCAGGAGGUCGAGCAGUACCGGGAGUGGGCGAAGGAGCUUGAUGAAGGCCGCGUGCCUGAAGGACUCACGAAAAUGAUUGAGGAAAUGCAGAAGAACAGCCCCUCCGACCUGGAGCCUUCGGCGGUUGCCCAACUGCUGCAACAGCCUUAAGCCCUCGUUCCGCUUCGCUGGUCUUAUUGCUGGUGCCAUAGCCUUGAUCUGGUAGCUGGUCCUAAGUCCUUGGUCAUGUUGCUGGUCUUAAAUCCUUGGUCUGGUUGCUGGUCCUAAGUCCUUGAUCUUGUUGCUGGUCCUAAGUCCUUGAUCUUGUUGCUGGUCCUAAGUCCUUGAUCUGGUUGCUGGUCCUAAGUCCUUGGUCAUGUUGCUGGUCCUAAGUCCUUGAUCUUGGUGCUGGUGCCAUGUCCUUGAUGUCGUAGAACUUGUACUUGCCAUUAUACUGACCACCGUCAAUGCCACUUGCAUCGCCGGCCUUCAAUAAAAACGCGCCCUAUUUUGCAAACAAAACUGAACAGCAAUUUUUUAGCGAGAUCAAAACAGAUUUGUUGUUAUCUUAUGAUAAUCUAAAUCUACAAAUCGUUGUCCAGACCGGUAUUAUAGUUUUUAUUGAACAACGGCGAGUUAAGUGCAGGAUCUGCUAAGUGAGAACUCGUGUGUCAUUGAGGGUAACUGCCUGCGUUCUACGGGGAGAAGUAAUAACUGGUGGAAAAAAGUUACGUUUCUCAUUAAGUACAGAUUCCGAAGCCACGGAAAGUUCUAUGAAGGUACGCGUUAUUUCAAUGUUAAUAUGUAAAUAACGAAGAAAGUAUCCCAGCAAGAGUGACAGGUUUUAAGAUGUAAAUUAUAUGUUUAUUUUAUAAGUGCUACAUGCAUAUGUGAUUAUUUGAGACAAUUUCACGAGCCAAUUGCCUAAAGCGAAGACGACGAAUAUGUGAGUAUUCAGACUUGGUAAAAAUGAUAUGGGUGCUCACCGUGUAAAAUUCUCACUUGAUCGGCUUGAUCAGUAUAACCUGUUUCAAUAGAUCGGUUAUCACUGGUGUAAAAAAAACCUAAUCGAGUACACAUUCACUAAAUCGUGGCUUUACAUCGUAUCAUUGGGCAAUUCUAUUUCCGUCCGUAAAUAGUUAGCACGAACGUGUCAGGAAUCUAUCAUUACUCUGUGUGUCUAAUGAUUAUUUUUAAGGUUCCGUCUUGAUCUUGUAACGAUACUCUGGCUACACUUUGUUGGGUGGGUUAUUGAAGGCUGCACUUCAAUGAACUCUUCUUUAACGACUCUAAACGAGUUAGUGUUACUUGAGAAAAUCUAUCCGUAUUCAUGAACCCUUCCCCUCCGGGGGGACUUCUGACGUGUGCCUGUGCGCGUCAAAAGUCCUAUGGGAUUUCG
Hyalella azteca is the source of this 1713-nucleotide messenger RNA. It is a transcript of the gene REPTOR-BP, whose product is annotated as REPTOR-binding partner. NCBI's taxonomy places the organism in Eukaryota, Metazoa, Arthropoda, Malacostraca, Amphipoda, Hyalellidae. Gene Ontology annotation, molecular function: DNA-binding transcription factor activity. Gene Ontology annotation, cellular component: nucleus. Gene Ontology annotation, biological process: regulation of DNA-templated transcription. The transcript is spliced from 4 exons. The record is from RefSeq and is a predicted model, not a curated record. Bases 105 to 485 code for a protein of 126 amino acids.